CGCUCCGCGCAUGCGCCGCCGGCUCGGCCCCAGCGGCCUUCCGCGCCGCCAGUGCCGCUAGGAACCUGCGAGUGUGAGCAGUGCCUUCCUGCCAGCUCUGCUCUGAGUCGCGACCAUGAGUGAUCCCAACCCCAGCACGCAGAGUAUAGCGGACUACCUGGCGCAGUUGCUCAAGGACAAGAAGCAGCUGGCUGCUUUUCCCAAUGUCUUCAUACACGUCGAGAGGCUCCUGGACGAAGAGAUCGCCAAAGUGAGAGCGAGCCUCUUCCAGAUAAAUGGCAUGAAGAAGGAGCCGCUGGUGCUGCCCGAGGCGGAGGGUCAGACCACCACGCUGACGGAGAAGAUCUACGUGCCCGUCAAGGAGCACCCGGACUUCAACUUCGUGGGCCGGAUCCUGGGUCCCCGCGGCAUGACGGCCAAGCAGCUCGAGCAAGAGACGGGCUGCAAGAUCAUGGUGCGCGGACGCGGCUCAAUGCGCGACAAGAAGAAGGAGGAACUGAACCGCGGCAAGCCAAACUGGGAGCAUCUAAAUGACGACUUGCACGUGUUGCUAACUGUGGAAGACACAGAAAACAGGGCAACUCUCAAGAUGCAGCGCGCUGUCGAGGAAGUGAAGAAGCUGCUCGUUCCCCAGGCUGAUGGUGAGGACGAGCUGAAGAAGAGGCAGUUGAUGGAGCUUGCCAUAAUCAAUGGCACAUACCGUGAUUCCAGUGCCAAGGCAGCAGCUGCUGCAGGUGAGAUCGCGGUCUUGACAGCAGCGGCAUGUGAUGAGGAGUGGCGCAGACUGACAGCCGCAGCAGCUGCGGAGACGCAGCGACUCUUGUCGCCGGGGAUGCCGACUCUGACUGCACCGGGAAUUCGUGCCCCUGCCACGCCACUGGGUGCACCACUCAUACUGUCACCUCGCCUGCCUGUGCCAACUACAGCUGCUUCGGCACUCCUCAAUGGCUCUGCUGGCCCACAGGCACCAUUACUGUCACCUCAUGACCCGCACGGCCUCAUCUACACGCCAUACGCAGAAUAUGCCAACUACUUGGCUGCGUCGCCGCUGCUGACAGAGUACGCCACGGCUGACCACACGGAGCAGCGGUGGGUCACGGUUGGGGUGUAAACCACUGGUUGCAUGCACGAUGGCCAGACCAUCGGUAGCCGUUGGUUGUUUGUGCAUUCACGGCAACAGGAAAGGGAGAAAAACCAUAUGCUGCCUCAACCUGGAACAACAGCUUUGACCAUGUUAUACUAUCAACCUGACCAGUUUUUGUAAUUGAAACAAAGCUUAAAUUUGGGUGUUUGUGUUUCAUAUUAGCUUUUGUCUUGAAGAGUGAAUUAAAUUAUUAGUGUAUUAUAGUUUACGUGUAUUUCACACAUGCACAAGGAUUUAUAUGUUUAAAAAGUGGGGAAAUGAUGCAAAAAUUACUUGUUACUCUUCAUUCCCAGAACCAGUUAUUUGUUUGGCACAGUAAAGAUGCAGAUAAAAGUUGCUGCAUGACAUUUAAAUGACACUUUUGAAUAUUGUUACCGUUUCUUCCACCACUGCAAUUAAACAACUCUUGAAGUUCGAUCUGACAGGAAAGAUAGUUUAACAUGGUCUUUUUGAUAUAAAACUAUAUUGCCUUAAUUUCUAUUGUAGACAUACUUUUAACCAGUUGACAUAGAAUACAAUACUAUGUUCAUAAUGAAUGAACUGAAGUUUAUAUACUUUUGUAAACUUAUUACAUUCGUUAGCCGUUAUGUUGCAUAUAGGCCAAGUGUAGAAGUGUGCUUAAAUUGGUAAGAGGAGUAGAAUGACUGAUGUUUGAAUGAAAUGUUAAAGGAGAAAGGGAGAGUAACAUCACCACUUUCACAUCACAUCAAAAGUGCUAAAAAUGAUGCUGUGAUAUAUUAUCCCAAGAAUUUGCAUACUUUUAAAAUGAGUAUAUUGCAGAUUAUUUGCUUGCAUACAAAAAAUAUAUUUUAAAACUUCUGCAAAUCAAACAUUCACAUACAUGCAGUCAUGCUGUAUUAAUCAUUAUUUGUGUGCUUUAAGAUUAGUACUUUGUUCUUUAUUGCCAACGUGGUGAUUUUCUCUCCUCUUACUGAAAAAUGGUGUGUAUUUAAUAAAUAGUGUUGAUUUGUUGUUGUUCAUAUAAAACUGAAAGGAAAUUAUGGCUUUAUCUUUUUUUAAGCAUGUUAGAAUCAUUAAAUGUGCUGCUCUGCUCUGUAUGGGUACUUUGAAGGUGUGAUAUAGUAGUUUUAUUAUUGCGAUAUUUGCAUGUGUGUGCAAGAGGAAUGGAUGUGAUUUUAGCUUCUUGAUUCAUAUUAUAGCUUUUUUGUUUGUUUAAACUUGUGUGCUAUGAGAAUAUCUUUAGUGAAGGUGAUGGGCUUGCAAAGUAUUGUACUGAAAUGCAUUGAGUAUUAGCUGCUUCAUUAGUUAUAUUGGUAGUGUAUACCAGAUAGAGGUGGUGGUGAUCAUUAAUCUCCUAGCUGCUGUAAUAAAAUUGAAGUAACACACAAUAUCUUCAUACAUCUGAUAAUGAACGAUACAGUCUUUCAGUUAAAGUUUAUCGUCUCCUAAUGGUAUUACAUUCACAACUGAUAAAUGUGAGACUACAUUAAAACUGCAUAGCUUUCCACUCUUUCUAACUUUAUAGGGACCAAUUAGUGCGAGUUCCAUUUCUUAUAUCUAAUUAAAUAUCUUUAACAAUAAAUAACAGGUCUAUAAUUACAGUUAACCUCCUGCAGUAAGGAACUCGCAGACUUUAUAAAUGAGUGCAUAACUUUUCUGUAAACACUCCAGAAGCUGAAUAACUCAUCUUUUCUGUAGUUCUCAAACAGUUUGGAAAAAAAAAAUUGACUUCUAACGCAGGAAAAUGCAUAACACUGACCAUAUUCUCCAUAUGAUGGGUGAUAACAUUUAUAAUGACACAGCAUUACACAGGAUGUAUUCAACGUAGCAUAUACAUAUAAACUUCAUAGGAUGAAUAACUGUCAUACAUAAUUAAAUAUGUCUUAUAAUAAUUAAUAUUUCAUGACAGUUAGGUGUCUGGAAUACAAAAAUCGUGCAUAAAGUAUUCUUCAGAUGAUCUGUAGAUAUUAUUGAACUAAUCUGAAAGCAAAAUGUAAUUUUAUCUACCUUGCUUCCUCCAUAAAUGAUCAGAUAAUUUGUUAUUGAGUGCUUGAACACUGUAGUGCCAUAUAAAUCUUGAUUUGUGAGGUAGCUCAUGUAUUACUUUUUAAAAUAACUGUGUUAUAACAAAAUUAAAAUGUAUUUAUUAAUAGGGCAACAAUUUCUUUCAAGAAAGUCAGUUCCUUUGUUAUUGCCUCAGACACUGUGUAUGUAUAUGUUUGUAGCUGUGUAUAAAGUGUGACAUGGUUAUGCAGAAAUCUGUUUCAAGUAUUACAUGUAUGGAGAAAAAGGCCCAUGACAUAAAUUAAUGGAAGUUUUUAUUUAUGAGAGACUGAAUUUGGGACUUCUAAGUGUUAAUAUGGCUGUAUAUUUGUAAAGGUCCCUUUCUUAAAGUUUUGCAGUAACUUAACAGUUGCAGUACUAUGGUAGAACUGUGUGUGUGUGUUUGUGUGUCUCACUGAAUACAGUGUUAUUCAUAUAUUUUUCCUACUUUGCAUGUGAGAAUCUGUACUUCAAAUAAUAUCUUGCACAGUGAAUAUAUCAUGCAAUUCGUGAAAAAAGGUGCAUUUCCCCAGAAAAAUUACACUGACCCUUUUUUAAUGUUUUAUAUAAUUUGGUUUCAUUGUUUAUCUACUUGUCAGAUGUGUAAAUAUUUGUAUUCCAUGCAGUUUGUUGCUUCCAUGUUGUAGAAUGAAUUUCAGUACUACAUAAUCUUGACAAAUGCUUUAAAGUCCAUUUGUUUUGUGUGACCGAAUGAGCAGGUGCAGCAGCUAAACAACGGAGACAUUUGGGUCAGUUACGGGAACAUCCCUAUCAGAGGGCUGGGGCUCUAUCAUGAAAACCCACUGCCUGAUGGCAAGGUUAGUUUUCCUCUGUACCUCUUUUAAAUCUUUCUUGUGUUUUCAGUUACUGCAGUCAUUUCAUGCAAUGUAAGUCACACUUUUGUCAUUUGAUGUUGAGGAUAAAUGAUUAUAGUGGUGCUGCACAUGUCAUAAACAAUUCUUGCUUUUGUUUAUCAAUGCAUUCUUUGAAACUGCUUCACAAUAUAUUGUUCUACUGCAUUUCAGUAGAGAUAAAAUUUUCAGUCUGUUUAAAAACAACGUUCAGUCAUCUCAAAUAUAAUUAUACCGGUUGGUUGCAAACAAAGCAAGACUUCUUUAUGAAAUGUGUGUGAAGAGUCAUGAAAUGUUUACAAGAACACUGUAGAAGGAUGAAAAGAGGAAAGAAGGACAGCUCUUUUUGAUCAUAGUUGGAGAAAAACAUCACAUACACAAAGUGUACAUUUUAUUUACGUGUAGUACUGGACUUAAAAGUCCCUAGUUUUUGGUUACCUUAGGGAAGUAGACAAACUGAGAACAAUAUUACAGUAGGUUACUGUAGAUUUCUAUUAUGUCUUUAGUACUGCAGCUAGUCUCCAGUUCAUGACAAUUUAUUGCAACAAUAAAUGCUACUGAAGUUUUUCGCAUUCGGGAAAUGUGGCGCCAUUGCUUUCUUGAAGUGUGACAAUCAGUAAUAUUUUAAAAUCAAAAUAAUUAUCGUUUACUUAGGUGUUUUAGUCAUUCUUUUUUAUCUUACGUUGUGUACAGAGAAAGUAUAAACUUCAUGAUUGAAUUAUUUAUUUCUUUCAUAUUGAUCAGUUUUAUUAUUUUUAUAUUUUAACGGUUUAUUUUAUAUAUAUACACACACCAGACAUACUGAGAAUAUUUACUAUUCCUUAUGUAUAAACUUUUCAUUGAGAUAUUAUAUAUGUUUUGUAGUAUUUCAUAGUAUUUUUAUCGUAUGGUUGUGAUAUUUUUCCAUCAUAUGAUACUGAAUGAAUGUCAUUGAUAUGGAAGGAGUGUCAUUGUUUUACGUCCUUCUUUCCUCAGUUUUUAAUUGUAUAUAAGAAAGUGAAGUAUGUUGUCCUGUUUUGUAAGGAUAUUUAUGUUAUGCCUUCAUAAAAAUGGGGGGUUGAUCAGUACAGUUAUUUAUAUUCUGUGUAUUCUUUCCAGUUCGUAAACUAUUUUGUAUUUUGUUGAUUUAUGCUUGUUGUGGAAUCAUGCAAUGAGAUUUUUUACAAUGGAUUUGUAUAUGUUUAGUGCAAACAAGAAUACGAGGAAAAAGAAAUAAAUAAAUGAAAGAAACAGAAGUCAAA
Messenger RNA from Schistocerca gregaria, 5240 nucleotides. It is a transcript of the gene how, whose product is annotated as protein held out wings. The transcript has 7 exons. The record is from RefSeq and is a predicted model, not a curated record. Lineage: Eukaryota; Metazoa; Arthropoda; Insecta; Orthoptera; Acrididae. Gene Ontology annotation, molecular function: mRNA binding. Bases 116 to 1111 code for a protein of 331 amino acids. Gene Ontology annotation, cellular component: nucleus. Gene Ontology annotation, biological process: regulation of mRNA splicing, via spliceosome.